Molecule: messenger RNA, 1261 nt
Organism: Drosophila innubila
Lineage: Eukaryota; Metazoa; Arthropoda; Insecta; Diptera; Drosophilidae
Product: sulfotransferase 1 family member D1
Exons: 3
Coding region: 88-1143 (351 amino acids)
Biological process (GO): sulfation
Cellular component (GO): cytoplasm
Molecular function (GO): sulfotransferase activity
Source: RefSeq, a predicted model, not a curated record
GCAGAGCCGAUCGGUUGAGCGCGACUGAAAUUCGAUUUAAAAAUUUGUGUAAGCUUGAGACAGGUAUUCGUAAUUAUUAUCGUAAUUAUGCCACAGUCGAGUUUCUUUGCGAGGAGUGUGCCCUUCGAGCAGAUCGACAAGCUGUCCAUUAGCGGUGGCUACUCCUCGAUUUAUGCCAGCAGUGAGCCAGGAGUGCCAGUGGUGGGUCAGUGGGAGCAUCGCUUCUGCCGCUUGGCAGACACUUUCCAACCAGUGUUGGAUCGGGUUUAUGAGUUCGAGGUGCGCGAGGAUGAUGUGUGGAUUGUGACGCUGCCAAAGUGUGGCACUACUUGGAUGCAGGAGCUGACCUGGCUGGUGAUGAAUCACUGUGACUUCGAAACGGCCAAAACUGUCGAUCUGACAAUACGUUCACCAUUCUUGGAAUUUAAUGGCGUUGUGCCGAAUGUGCCACAUGACACCAUCGAGGCAGCCAACGGAUUGAGCUCGCCACGUCUCAUCAAAUCGCAUCUGCCUGCUUGGCUGCUGCCCCGUCAGUUGUGGACCAAGAAGCCGAAGAUCAUCUACGUCUAUCGCAAUCCCAAGGAUGCAGCCAUCUCGUAUUUCCAUCACUGGCGUGGCAUGGUCGGCUACCAGGGUACAAAGGCGGACUUCAUGCACUCCUUCAUCGAUGGCUAUGUGAACUUUACGCCCUGCUGGCCACAUGUACUUGACUUCUGGCAGCUCCGCCACGAGGAUCACAUCUAUUUCACCAGCUAUGAGCGCAUGAAGACACAACUGGACGAGGUCAUCAGGGAUGUGGCACAGUUCCUGCAACGUCCUGUCAGCCUUGAGCAAGUGCAACGGAUGAAGCAGCAUCUGUCCUUUGAGAGCAUGCGCGACAAUCCGGCCUGUAAUCAUGCCAAGGAAUUCGAGAGCAUGAAGGCAGCUGCCGGACGGGAAGUGGAGGAGUUCAGUGUUGAUCAACAUAGAUUUGUGCGUCGUGGAGUUGUGGGCAGCCACAAGGAUGAGAUGACCGCAGAUGUGAUCCGAGAAUUCGAUCUUUGGUCCGACAUCAAUCUGAGGGAGUACAAAUUGCACAUGGAUGACUUUGCAACUUACAGCAAGUUCGCCUACAAUGAGCAAAUCGUCAAGAAGUUGUUGUAAGAACGUCGAUUAAUCAUUUUAAUAGAUUGUAAGCUACAGUGAUAUUCACAUAUGUAUAUUAUACAAUAUACAUACAUAGAUAAGUGUGUUUUUACUACAAUUAAAUGUAUUUGCUAUA